Fonsecaea multimorphosa CBS 102226 is the source of this 1827-nucleotide messenger RNA. RefSeq lists its product as uncharacterized. NCBI's taxonomy places the organism in Eukaryota, Fungi, Ascomycota, Eurotiomycetes, Chaetothyriales, Herpotrichiellaceae. The record is from RefSeq and is a predicted model, not a curated record. Gene Ontology annotation, biological process: intra-Golgi vesicle-mediated transport; cytoplasm to vacuole targeting by the Cvt pathway. Gene Ontology annotation, cellular component: COG complex. The transcript has a single exon. The coding region runs from base 1 to 1827 and encodes 608 amino acids.
AUGACAGAUGCUCUCUAUGAUCUCCUGCAACCUCAUCUCGCAUCGUCGUCUCAACUGCCCUCUUCAUCACCAGAGAUAUCCAAAUACUUGUCCCGCCUCGUCUCCCUGCGUCCCAGCGAUUUGACAACAACAGAACCUCAAUCACUUAGCCAAGCGGCACAGUCUAACUUAUUCUCAAUCCAGGCCCUGAGUUCCCGCUCUCACCGCACGACGACCACAUCAUCAGACCAUCUCAGCAGUCUCCGCUCCUCUCUGCCCCUUAUAUCAACAUCCGCAGAACUGAUCAAGAAUGCAAUCCCUGAAUUGGAUGCCAGCGCUGUGAAUUUUGCCUCGACUUACAGCAAAGCCAAGGAGGAGAGCACCUCUGGGGGGGCCAGUGGUGGAGGAAAUGCCCUCCUUACUGCCCGGCGAGAGUCCUCCCUCCUCGCUCGACAGGCGGACAAAGCUCAGGAUAUCCUGGAACUUCCAUCUCUACUCUCUGCUGCAAUUGCCUCGGCCCACACGACAUCAGCGGUAUCAACAACCUCCGCAUCUUCUGGAGCCAGCGGCGCGAAUUACACCCAAGCGCUCGAUCUCUUCGCCCAUAUUAAACGCCUCCAGAUCCUUUAUCCCGAUUCACAGCUGGUAAAGUCCGUGGUCGCCGAUGCCGAAAGCGCAAUGAAGGACAUGACGACAAAUCUCGUCGCCAGUCUUCGCGGGCAGAACCUUCGUCUCGCUGCUGCUAUACGGAUGAUCGGUUGGUUGCGACGGGUGGCGCCAGAGCUGUCAACGAGCACAACCACGGGCUUGGGGUCGGCCACUUCUCAGACCAGCAAACCGGGUUUGUCUACGCCGACGCUGACCUCGCAGCUCGGACUCGGAGCGCCUUCAUCAGCACACCAGGAAGAAGGCCACUUUGGAGCUCUGUUCCUCGUCUCACGGCUAUGCACGUUCCUGAGCAUGAUAGAGGCUCUUUCUCCCCUACGCGACCUCGCAGACCAAGAGACACAGGCACGGAAAGAAGCCGCCAGCUCCAGACAAACUGCCCACCAACAACAUCCGACAUCCUCGAGCACGACCCGAGCUCCACCAACCGGUAAGCCCUCCUCUUCCGGUAUGGGCUACAAUCCCUCCCUCGCGGGCCAACAGACGGAACGGUACCUGAAACGCUUCAUCGAGAUCUUCCGCGAACAGUCCUUCGCGACAAUCAGCAUGUACCGCAAUAUCUUCCCGGCGGACGAAACUUUCAUCUCCACUGCUCCUCCCGAAGCAUCAUCGUCAUCACCGUCGCCAGACCUGUCCCUAUCCCUCACGCUACCUCCGGCCCUGCAGACGUUCCCCCUUCACCUGAUCGACAUCUUCAUCUCCACGCUCAAACAGUACCUCCCGAACGUGACCGACCCGGCAGCGAGGGAGAGCCUGCUGAUGCAGGUUCUCUACGCGGCGAACUCGCUGGGCCGGUUGGGUGCAGAUUUCAGCUUGAUGAUCGCGGAGCUCGAGGAGGACGAAGACGACGACGAGGUAGACCAGGGAGAAAAUCCCGCAGAGGGGACCGUAGCCGACGACAUAACCGAUGUCGCAGAAAAAGACGUUGAAGAAAGCGAGUCCGCAGAAGCGCACGGCAGCCCCGUGCAGGCCACCAACGGCGACGGCGACGGAGCCGGCGACCUCCAGGCCAGAAAAGCCGCAGCGACAGAAGCGGCGUCAGAGACUCAGACUCAGACGACGACGACGAAACCCCACCCCCAGCCUGAGCCAGAAUGGAUCUCCAUCAUCAAGAAACACCGCGUCCAAGCCGCACGGUUGGAAGCCCUGGCUGCGGGACAAGAACAACGAAGCCGGCAGUAG